UGUGCAGUAGGUGUGUGUAAAAAUGCCAGCUAGCAAAGUUUUAAAACCUAUAAGGAUAUGCCCAAGACCCCAUUAAAGAUGCAGAUAGCCCCGAAGUCCCCAGGCUCAUAUUUCAAAAGCGAAUGGUGUUUGAAGUUUCACUGGCGUAGUCCUGGAGAAGGACACGCUUCCUUCCAGCUCCUGCUGACCUGCGGGAAGUAUGGGGAGAGUGUGGGCGGAGGGGCGCCGGAGGAGCAAAGAGGCGCUUCUCGUUUCCUUCCUCUUUGUGCUGAGAGGUGGCGGCUCUGUUGAAACAGUCACCGCCCGCUUCCCUCGCCUUCCGGCUUGGUGCCCCUUCUUGUCCAGAGGUGUCCAGCCCCCCUCGCACCCCUCAGGUGACUGCGGCCAGGCCCCUCCUCAUUCCGAAGGCGCAGUCUGUUCAUUACCCGGCGAUGCUGUCUCGGGUGUGAGGAGAACGCACCUCUGCGAUGUGCACGUCCACUGACAUCCUCUAAUUGGCAGAUAAACCCUUGUGUUUUCGUCCAUAUUUGGAGACCAUUUAUUUAAACAGCAAGCUUGGUUAUCACAGUGAAGGUAUACUAAUUUUGGAAAAUGCCAAGUAGGAAAUUUGCUGAUGGUGAAGUGGUAAGAGGUCGGUGGCCUGGGAGUUCCCUCUAUUACGAAGUGGAAAUUCUGAACUAUGAUAGCAAAUCCCAGCUCUAUUCUGUAAAAUACAAAGAUGGAACUGAACUGGAGUUGAAAGAGAAUGAUAUCAAGCCUUUAACAUCCUUCAAGCAGAGGAAGAGCAGCUCAGCGUCCAGUUCUCCCUCCAGACGCCGUGGGAGUCGUGGCAGUCGUGGCAGCAGGUCUCGGUCUCGGUCUCGGUCACGCUCACGCUCCCAGUCCCCUGGGCGGCCACUUAAAGGUUCCCGGAGAGCCACCUCUGCUUCCUAUCAGGCGGAUGUGACGGAGAUGAGGAGGGAGAUUCUGGAAGUUAAACUGACUCCUCUUGUAUUGCGUCAUAGUUGGUUUCUUCCCUGUUCAGGGUGGUCAUUUCAGUGGACAGACUGUCAGGAGUGCCAGCCUAACAGUGUCAGGGCACAUGGAGGUAUAGAGCUUAUGCAGCAGAAGCCAUUUGGGAACAGCAUUAGCACAUAUAACGGAAGGCCCGAGCCCGAGCCCGAGCCCGAGCCCCAGCCGAGUAAGGGGAAGGACGUGCCUCACAGAAAACCUCAGGAAAGAUUCACCAUGUCCCAAGAAGGCAGUUAUGUGUCUACUCAGCAUAGCCUUCGCCCAAGAAGAGAAGAGAUUAAAUUCAGUGAAGUCAAUUCUAAGGAAGAAAAGCUUGUUGCCAAAGAGCCCGAUUCUCCAAGAAUGUUUCAGGUGGCCACCCCUCAGAGGAGGAAACUGGAGUUUGGAGGUGUCCCUGGUGCACUGCUCAUCAUGCUGGGCCUGCCUGUCACCGUUAUCUUGCUGCUGUCCCUGUGCCGGCAGGCUGAGCCCAGCCUCCUGAGCUUCCCGCCCCCCUUGCCAGCUCUGUGUGACCUGUGGGAGCCCCAGGCUGGUGGGCUGUACCUCCUCUGGUUCUUUGUUCAAGUUCUGCUCUCUCUGCUGCCAAUUGGAAAGGUUGUAGAAGGAUUGCCUCUUGUUGAUGGAAGAAGACUCAAGUACAGAUUAAAUGGAUUUUAUGCUUUCAUCCUGACUUCUGCAGUCCUUGGCACUGCUGUCCUCUGGGGCCUAGAGCUCCAUUACCUGCAUGAGCACUUCCUACAGCUGGCCUUCGCAGCCAUGGUGUUCACGGCCCUCCUGAGCGUCUACCUGUAUGCACGUGCUCGGAAGGCUCGUGGGCCUGAGCUGUCACCUGCCAGCUGUGGCAAUGCUUUCUAUGACUUCUUCAUUGGCCGUGAGUUGAACCCGAGAGUUGGCUCUCUUGAUCUCAAAUACUUCUGUGAACUUCGCCCUGGCUUGAUUGGAUGGGUGGUGAUUAACCUAGGAAUGCUUUUGGCUGAAAUGAAGGUGCAGAACCGGGCUGCUCCUUCCCUGGCAAUGGUUUUGGUUAACAGCUUCCAGCUUCUCUAUGUGGUGGAUGCUCUGUGGAAUGAGGAGGCGCUGCUGACGACCAUGGACAUCACCCAUGAGGGAUUUGGGUUCAUGUUGGCCUUUGGGGAUCUGGUAUGGGUGCCCUUCACCUACAGCCUGCAGGCCUUCUACCUUGUCCGCCAUCCGCACGAGCUGUCCUGGCCCCUGGCUGCGCUGAUCGUUGCUCUGAAGCUUUGUGGAUACAUAAUCUUCCGAUGUGCAAAUUCUCAGAAAAAUGCAUUCCGGAAAAAUCCCUCUGAUCCAAAGCUUGCACAUUUGAAAACCAUUCACACUCCCGCGGGGAAAAACCUCCUGGUGUCUGGAUGGUGGGGCUUUGUCCGCCACCCCAACUACCUGGGCGACCUCAUCAUGGCCCUGGCAUGGUCUCUUCCAUGUGGUUUUGCGCAUGCGCUGCCGUACUUCUAUGUGGCCUACUUCGUGACGCUGCUGGUCCACCGGGAGGCCCGGGAUGAGCAGCAGUGCCGGAGGAAGUACGGGCUGGCCUGGGAGCGCUACUGCCAGCAAGUGCCCUACCGCCUGCUGCCCGGCGUGUACUGACUGCCCGGCCGGCUGGCCGGAGGCCGGCGUGCCGCACGCCUGCGUGUGCAGGGCCGGAGAGCCACGCAGUAGGUUUUUAAUGGAGCCGCUUAUUUUUACGAAAUUGUAACAGUGAAAGAAAAAACACAAGUGUUAGACUUUGCAUCGUAAUAGAAUUUCAACCCUUACAAACCAUAAGACAGUUUUUCUUAUAUGUUGAAAAGAAUGCUAUUAGUGUUCAUAGUUUUUGCUUCCUUUCAAAUUCUGAUAUUUUUCCUUUUGCUAGUUCGUUUUGUUAAAACACUGUUACAUUUGAAAUAGUGUACAUUUCUGUUCCAUUGUACUAAGAGAAUAGAACUUGCUUCAUUUCUCUUGAAAGCCUCUCCCAGCUAUGUGAUUUGAAGGGCGAGGGCCCCUGUGAAGUGCUUGCUGUGAGGAGCGGAGCCGCUGGCAGCGGACACUGCCACUGGGAGGCGGCACAGCCCUUGUCUUCCCGCCUGGGAACCCGCAUUGGAAGAUGUAAAUAGCUUACUUCUAUGUAAUAUAUAAUAAGUGCAGAUUUUUUUUGUACAGUAUUUUCAGUGUGAGAUAAUAGCUUUUUAACAAAACAUUUUUAGUAUUUUAAAGUAAAUUAGAAAUUUUGAAACAAUUAGAAUUCAUUUAAUAUUGUAUAGAUGCUGUUAAAACAUAGGAAAGGUAUUUUUCUUAACCCAAAGUUUGUGAUUUUGGCUUUGCUACCUCAGCUGCAGGUUGUGUUUGCCUUUAUAAACUGUUGCAAAUAGAAAAAAAUAGAACAAAUAUAUAUAUUUUUUGGAGGAACAUCACUAUUUAAACAUUUUUACAUAAUGGUGUAUGAAAAUUUGCCAUUUUAAGCUAUAUAUUUUUAUAUUUUUUACUUUUUAAAUUCACUGGUGUUUUUGCUACUGUUUAGUUUAACUCAUGCAGUCUAUUCUGUAUGUCUCAUAUCUACAGAAUUUUACCUGUGAUAAAAGAGUGCUAUCUAAAAACAGCUUGGGGUUUAAUUUUUAAUAGGUGUGCAUAAGGUAGCUUUCGCCACUAAAUUAUGAUGAAGCUGCUGUAGCCUUAGUUAUACUGUAAAGGAGCAGUAGCAAAAUAACUUCUGUAUUCAAAACAAAAUCGUCUGCAGUAUGUGAAGCACGGGGGAUGCAGCGCAUAUACCAUGUGUCCACGAGAAUGCGCCCCAACUUAGUGUUCCUUUGUUACCUGCAGUAGUCACUCUGUAACUGAAGCGUGUAUAACUUAGUCUGUGAAUGUGAUCAUGAAGUUAGUUUGCUAGUCUAGCAUUCUGUGUCCUUAAAUCUAAACAUUGUUUUAUUGAAAUUGUCAGUAUUUUACUAAUGUUGCUGUAUGCAGCAGGUUUUUCUUUGCUCUUUUAAAGCUUUCUGGCACUGGCAAGUGUGUGCAGUUUUCUGUGCUGGACUCACCUCAGACUGCGGUUUCAGUUCUCCUGGUGAUACUAGGAGAGCGCUUGGCGCAUCAAGGGCUGCACUUUUCUGUAUUGCCUGCAGUUUGCUCUUAAUUUUGUUUUUGAAACAUUUGACAAGCUUUGCAAUGAAGUUUUAAGUUGCAAAUAAAGUUGAAAAUAAAAAUGUGA
This is a messenger RNA of Octodon degus (degu), 4210 nucleotides long. RefSeq names its product lamin B receptor (gene Lbr). The record is from RefSeq and is a predicted model, not a curated record. Gene Ontology annotation, cellular component: nuclear inner membrane. Bases 592 to 2616 code for a protein of 674 amino acids. The transcript is spliced from 15 exons. Gene Ontology annotation, biological process: sterol biosynthetic process. Gene Ontology annotation, molecular function: oxidoreductase activity, acting on the CH-CH group of donors, NAD or NADP as acceptor. Lineage: Eukaryota; Metazoa; Chordata; Mammalia; Rodentia; Octodontidae.